AUGGCUACAAGGACUUUAUGGUUGGUUCUUCUAUCUCUCACAAAAAUUGCUGGAAAGAUUUGCAAAGGUGUUGAAAAUUCUAAGGCAAUUGAUACAACGGCCCAACCAGCGACCACAAAAUGUGGAAAUUUUUUUAUUUCUGGAAGUUUGACAGAGCCACAAUGGUUACAGAAACUGGAUCUUUGCAAUAAGAGUUUCAAAGGUACAAUUCCAACAAGCCUAUCUCAUUGCUUGAAUCUCAUGUACCUUAAUGUAGCCAGAAAUAAGCUAGUUGGAGAGUUCCUGAAAGAACUUGCUUAUUCAAUGCCACGACUCAUCAUACUCUACCUUCGUGAGAACAAUUUGACCGGAGGGAUUCCUCCGUCGAUUGAGAAUCUUACUUCUCUGGAAAACUUUGGUGCAGUUUACACUCCCUUUGGAGGAAUUAUCCCAAAUGCUUUGGGUCAAUUGAAAUAUCUAACGUUCUUAGGGUUGGGUGGGACUCAAAUUUCAGGUACCAUCCCUCCUUCCUUGUACAACCUAUCAUUGCUAGAUACGUUAUCCUUGUUUGAUAAUCGUCUUUCGGGUAGUCUUCCACUGACAUUUGCUUUCAUAUUCCCUGAACUUCGGAUCCUACGGCUAUAUGUCAACCAAUUUAAUGGUCCAAUCCGCUUUCAAUAUCCAACUCUUCGAAGUUGGUAA
Molecule: messenger RNA, 681 nt
Organism: Rhododendron vialii
Lineage: Eukaryota; Viridiplantae; Streptophyta; Magnoliopsida; Ericales; Ericaceae
Product: LRR receptor-like serine/threonine-protein kinase EFR
Exons: 2
Coding region: 1-681 (226 amino acids)
Molecular function (GO): protein binding
Source: RefSeq, a predicted model, not a curated record